Limanda limanda (common dab) is the source of this 3548-nucleotide messenger RNA. RefSeq names its product TNF receptor-associated factor 6 (gene traf6). The coding region runs from base 68 to 1798 and encodes 576 amino acids. Gene Ontology annotation, biological process: protein K63-linked ubiquitination; interleukin-1-mediated signaling pathway; regulation of apoptotic process. Gene Ontology annotation, cellular component: plasma membrane signaling receptor complex. The record is from RefSeq and is a predicted model, not a curated record. NCBI's taxonomy places the organism in Eukaryota, Metazoa, Chordata, Actinopteri, Pleuronectiformes, Pleuronectidae. The transcript has 8 exons. Gene Ontology annotation, molecular function: zinc ion binding; ubiquitin protein ligase activity; tumor necrosis factor receptor binding.
AAGAAGAAGAAGAAAACAGGAAAUUCAGCUGAAAACGAAAAGUCAGAGGAGUUUCCUCGCGUGAAAGAUGGCCUGCUAUGAUGCCAACAAGGGGAGUCUGGAGGAGGACAGCUGCGAGGGAGCUGUUGGUGGAGAGAUGUCUAGUUGUGCCUUGGCGAUGCUGGAAAGAGAGCGAGAAUCCCUUUUCAGCCCAACAGAGACGUCUGGCACCCUCAUCCUCAGCCACUCCGCCAGCCUGCAGGCUGAUAUGCCCAUCCAGGGCUACGACGUGGAGUUUGACCCGCCCCUGGAGAGUAAAUACGAGUGUCCUAUCUGCCUCAUGGCUCUCAGGAAUGCUGUUCAAACACCCUGCGGUCACCGCUUCUGCAAGAACUGCAUUGAGAAAUCCAUACGUGACACGGGACAGAGAUGCCCUGUGGACAACGAAACGCUGACAGAAGAUCAGCUGUUUCCGGAUAACUUUGCCAAACGAGAGAUUCUAUCGCUGACCGUUCGCUGUCCAAACUCCGGUUGUGUUGAUGAAAUGGAGCUUCGACAUUUGGAGAAUCAUUUGGCGCAGUGUCAGUUUGCGACAGCGACUUGUCCACAGUGCCAGCAGUCGGUGAGAAAGAGCCACUUAGAGGAGCACACCAUUGUGGAGUGCCAGAGGAGGCCUGUGUCCUGCCCUGAUUGUGUGGAGUGCUUCGUCUAUGAGGAGAGCGAGCUUCACGAGCUGCAGUGUCCCUUUGCGAACGUGAACUGUCAGUACUGUGACAUGGAUCUCAUCAGAGACCAGAUUGAAUCUCAUUGUGACACAGAUUGCCCAAAGGCCCCCAUCGCCUGUAACUUCAGCACCUUUGGAUGCAAGGAAAGGAUGCAGCGUCACAACCUGGCUCAGCACAUGCAGGAGUUCACGCAGAUGCACAUGUGGUACAUGGCUGAGUUCCUGCGUGGCCUUAGCCUCAACGGCAACACGCCCAAAUCCCUGUGGGCGAGUGGACCUUCUGUCCCUUCCGAGGAUCAAGGAGCUGCGGCAUCGCUAUCUUCCUCUGGGGGGCUCAGAGGAGCUGCAGGCGGCGGCGGCAGCGGCAUCGGCAGCUGUGCUUCGGCAAAUCAGCCUAAUGAAGAGAUGCAGCGGCUCCGAGAGAUGGACGGACGAUUGGUGAAGCAGGAUCAGCGGCUAGUGGAGCUCUCCAUCUUAAAGGAAACACACGCAGGUCAGCUUGCAGAGCUCCGGAGCAGGGUGUCCAUGCUGGAGGACACGGUGAAGGAGCUGGAGGCCCAGCAGUGCCGCGGCAUCUUCAUCUGGCGCCUCAAAGGUUUCUCUGCCCACAAGCGGAACCAAGAGGCCGGCCUCGCGGUGGUGGAGCACAGCCCCGGCUUCUACACGGGCUACCCAGGCUACAAGCUGUGCCUGCGGUUGCACCUGCAGACGCCCAACGCCGUGCGCUGCUCCAACUACAUCUCGCUCUUUGUCCACACCAUGCAGGGGGCUUUCGACGGGGAGCUGACCUGGCCGUUCCAAGGCAACAUCCGGCUCUCCAUCCUCGACCAGGGCCCUGAGGGUCAGCACCACGUGGAGGUGAUGGAAACCAAACCAGACCUGCAGGCCUUUCAGAAGCCCACCAUCCAGCGCAAUCCCAAAGGAUUUGGCUACGUUACCUUCAUGCACCUGCUUCAGCUGAACCAGAGAGCGUACGUCAAAGAUGACACCUUACUCAUCCGCUGCGAUGUGACGUCACGCUUUGACAAUAUGGCGAAUCGUGAGGGACCGGCGGUGCAGCCUCGAGGGCCCGAGGCAUCGGUUUCAAGGGACUAAAGUCAAACCCACAUCUAUGGGAUUGUCAUUAUGCUGACAUAAAUAUAUAUUAUAUAAAUAGAUGAAUACAAUACAUUCAUUUAUAGUUCACUUUUCGAUACGUGUUCUCACCCACACGUGGUACCAAUUGUUUAAAUAGCUCAUGUUUAAUCAGCUCCAGAUCUCCAGUUAAAGACGUGUUCGUGCUGCUGCAGAAUGAGCAUUACUACAGACAUGGCUCUCUGCUUGUGGUUGUUGGAAGUGGUACAAAUUGUUUUCAAGAUAAAGAGUUUAAGACCUCUGGUGUUUCUCUGGAGCAGUGUUUGGUCAAAUAGAUCACAUUCGUUUUAACCUUAUCCUCUUCUAACCUCAUCCACAUGUAUGUACAGAGAGUGCUGGUGAAAACGUGCUCACAAUCUGAAAGCAAAAGCAAGUCUGGACAUGACCUCUUAAAAGAAGAAAGGCUAUGUGUUUCAGCUGUAUGGUUUCAUUUUCAUUUGUAUGUUGGAUAUGUGGUUGCGGUAUCAUUGUAAGUAUCUUAGAAAUUUUCCAAGAGAGACUGAAGAGAAAGUGUAAAAGUUGGUGUAUUUAUCGAUGUUUAAAGACAAUGCGAGUUUCAGAAUAUUCACCACUCUGCUUUGGGAGGAAGGAAAUUCACCUUAAAGAUACACCAGUGUAUUUUGAUCUUGUCUUUACAGUACAGCUCCACAGGGUUCUUUAAAAGAAGGUCAUUGUAAGGAUUAGGAAAAUCCGUUUUCUAAUUCAUGUGCUCUCCAAAAGCCAACUCUCAUUCAUCGAUUCCUUCUUCCCUCUUCUGACCUUAUUGUGUCUCUUUGACGCACAAGUUUUGUCAACACGGAGCAUUUUUCUGUUUCGUCAACACUGUAUAUUUUUGCGGAAAGCAUGACAGCGGAGCAGAAGCUGCUCAUUGUACUUUUUAUUUGUGCCUUUCACUCGUAGCUCCUGCCAAAUGUGACUUAUACAAAUAUUUCGAGAGCAGAUGUACAUCACAUACUCUGAUAUAUUAUGCUGCCUGUUAAGCUUUUAAAGAUGUGGAUAAAAGAUUUUACGCUGGCUUUAUCAUUGCAUUGGUUUCAGUGUACAAGCAAUGGUUUUACUUAAUAUCAAUAAUUGACAACGUUUACAUGAGUUGCUAAUAGAAUAUACCUUUCAUAAUUACAUUACAGAGUCUGAUGUACUUGUCAGUGUCGUAAAUGAUGUAAAAACUCCCCUAGGAUGUAGUAAUGUGAUUAAGGGGUAAACAUGGUGAAACUAAGGUCGGAAGACUUUACAUGCCUUAAUUUGAUUAUUCCUUAUUCAGAGUUUGACCUUAAUUCAGGUUAAGGUCAUCAGAAAUUGCUGUUUACAUGCCAGUGUCUUAUUCAGAGUAUUGUCUUAAUGGUUUGGUUAAUAAUGGAUUAUUGGUGUCCAUGUAAACAUUGUCAUUGUUACAAUAUAAUAGGAAAAACUGCCUUUUAGCUGAGUUUUAUUCCUGUAUGUGCUUGUCACGUUCCUGAGGAACCACAGUGACUCAUGUGAUGACUUGCUCCACCUUGUGUUUCACAGAACAGUCAGAGCCGUGUUGUUAGAAUGUGUGUCAACAACAGGAAGCUGCAGACGCAUCAAUGUGUCCUGACAUGAGACAACAAUGAAACACCAGGCAGGCAUCUUCCUUUUAUACAUUUAAAUUAAAGUCCAAACAACAUCUCCAUCAUCUUACAGAACGAUGUACCAUAAUAUUAAUAAUAAAUAAAGAGAUUGACUGUUAUAU